AUGGCGCCCACCGACCUGCCCCCACCCCUUGAGGGCAAGAAGAGGAGGAUCGGAGUCAUGACCAGUGGAGGAGACGCUCCUGGCAUGAACGGAGCAGUACGAGCCGUCGUCCGCAUGGCCAUUCACAACAAUUGCGAGGCGUACGCCAUCUACGAGGGCUACGAUGGACUCGUCAAGGGUGGAGACAUGAUCAAAGAAAUGCACUGGGAGGAUGUGAGAGGCUUCUUGUCUGAGGGAGGCACGCUCAUCGGCACAGCGCGAUGCAUGGAGUUCAUGCAGCGAGACGGUCGCCGGAAAGCCGCCAAGAACAUGAUCGUCAAGGGCAUCGACGCCCUCAUCAUCUGCGGCGGUGACGGCUCCCUCACUGGUGCAGACAAGUUCCGCGACGAGUGGCCCAGCCUGCUCGACGAGCUGGUCCAGGGCAAGGAGCUCACCGAGGAGCAGAUCCAGCCCUUCAAGCACCUCAACAUCGUCGGCCUGGUCGGCUCCAUCGACAACGAUCUCUCCAUGACGGACGCGACCAUUGGUUGCUACACAUCCCUUGGCCGCAUCUGCGAAGCCAUCGACUCGGUCGACACGACGGCCGUCAGUCACCAGCGUGCCUUUGUCAUCGAGGUCAUGGGCAGACACUGUGGUUGGCUCGCCCUCAGUGCUGGCGUAGCGACUGGAGCAGACUUUGUCUUCACCCCCGAGAACCCUCCUUACGAAGGCUGGGAGGCGGAGAUGUGCCAACAGAUCAAGAAGCAGAGGGCCAUGGGCAAGCGGAAAACCAUUGUCGUCGUCGCCGAGGGGGCCAUUGACCGAAACCUGAACAAGAUCACACCCCAACAGGUCAAGGACAUUCUCUCCAACGAAGCCAAGCUCGACACCAGAAUCACAACUCUCGGCCACGUUCAGCGUGGAGGUACUCCUUGUGCUUACGAUCGCAUGCUUUCCACACUACAGGGCGCCGAAGCCGUUAAUGCAGUCCUGGAAGCCACUCCCGACACUCCCAGCCCCGUCAUCUGCAUGCAAGAAAACAAGAUCGUCCGUCGACCUCUUCUGGAAGCCGUCGCUCAGACCAAAGAAGUCGCCGUAGCCAUUGGAAACAAAGACUUCCACAGGGCCAUGGAGCUCCGCGAUACCGAAUUCGAAGAGCAGUACAAGUCAUAUCACAUUACAACAGCUGCCGACCAGCCUGACCUCCUACUACCAGAGAACAAACGUAUGCGCGUUGGUAUCAUUCACGUUGGAGCGCCAGCCGGAGGAAUGAACGCUGCCACACGUGCUGCCGUGGCGUACUGUAUCGCUCGCGGACAUACACCCAUUGCUCUUCACAACGGUUUCCCUGGGAUCAUUCGCCAUCAUUCUGAUAAACCGAUGGGCGCAGUUCGAGACAUUAAAUGGAUCGACGCCGAGACAUGGGCCUCAAAGGGUGGGUCUGAGAUUGGUACAAACCGUGGUCUGCCCAGCGAGGACCUCGAGACUGUAGCCUUGGUGUUUAGCAAGUACAACAUCCAGUCGCUGUUCGUCGUUGGAGGCUUCGAGGCCUUCACCGCUGUUAUCAUCCCUGCCACAAUCUCGAACAACGUCCCCGGAACAGAAUACUCUAUCGGCUCAGACACCUGCCUGAACGCAUUGAUCCAGUACAGUGACGCCUGCCGACAGAGCGCCUCUGCCUCGCGUCGUAGGGUGUUCGUCAUCGAGACACAGGGCGGCGAGUCUGGCUACAUUGCCACAGUCGCAGGUCUCAGUAUUGGAGCGCUGGCCGUCUACACUCCCGAGGAGGGAAUCAACAUCAAGAUGCUGGACCGCGACAUGGACCAUCUGACAGAGGUGUUCAAGCAGGACAAGGGCAACUCCCGGUCCGGCAAGGUGAUUCUAGUGAAUGAGAAAGCAUCAAAGACAUACAGCGUCCAAAUCAUCGCCCAGAUGAUCGCCGAAGCAGGCAAGGGCAAAUUCGAGUCCCGCCACGGUGUGCCCGGUCACUUCCAGCAAGGCACAACGCCAUCGCCUAUGGACCGCGUGCGAGCAGUCAGGUUCGCGACCAAGGCCAUGCAGCACAUUGAGGCAUUUGCUGGUCUGGACCCGGAUGCUGUUGAAGACGACCCCAUGUCAGUCAGCGUCGUUGGUAUCAAGGGCUCGAAACUGCUCUUCUCCCCGAUGGAGACGGUCGAGAGGAAGGAGACGGAGUGGCACCGCCGACGCCCCAAGCACGAGUUCUGGAUGGCGCUGAAGAAGACGGUCGAUACUCUUAGCGGCAGGCCGCAAGUUCAUGUGGAUGGGCCUUUGGACGUUGAUCCCGUGUCGGGCAGGCCGAGGGGCGCGACGGUAGUCGGGACUUGA
This is a messenger RNA of Dothidotthia symphoricarpi CBS 119687, 2325 nucleotides long. RefSeq names its product 6-phosphofructokinase. Gene Ontology annotation, cellular component: mitochondrion; 6-phosphofructokinase complex; cytoplasm. The record is from RefSeq and is a predicted model, not a curated record. Gene Ontology annotation, molecular function: AMP binding; fructose-6-phosphate binding; 6-phosphofructokinase activity. Bases 1 to 2325 code for a protein of 774 amino acids. The transcript has 2 exons. Gene Ontology annotation, biological process: canonical glycolysis; fructose 1,6-bisphosphate metabolic process; fructose 6-phosphate metabolic process. NCBI's taxonomy places the organism in Eukaryota, Fungi, Ascomycota, Dothideomycetes, Pleosporales, Dothidotthiaceae.